GGUGGAACUGUAACAAUUCGCCACAGCUCCUCCCUCUCGGGCGCUCGCUCCCCUCCCCUUCCCCUCCUUGCAUGCCGAUCGCCUCCAAGCUCCUCUACUUCCAGCGCCGCCCCUCGCCGGCGCCGCCGGACCCGGGCCCCGAGCCACCCGACCCUCGCCGCCGGGCCAGCCGCGACCCCUCCGCCCGCCAACGCCGCCGCAGCUCCCUCUCCUCCCACCACAAGCCGGGCCAGGAACCUGUUCCAGGGAACCAAAGAGACUCUAGCAAGUCUCUUGGACCUGCUGGAAACAUAACAGAGCAUGUAGCGGGGAUCUCCUCUAUCACGAGACUAAACCGCAGCGUAUCAGACCAUGGCCGUCUUCCGGAUGCUGUGCAACAGGCCAGGGAAAGGCUUCUUCAGAGGCUCAACAGCGUGGACUUGUCAGGAAGAAGGCAAAAGACAUGCCCCUCAGAAACCAUUUGGACUGACUUCUCUUCUGACUGCAUCCUAGGCACCCUAACCAACUGCUUCCAGCCUGAUGACUCCAUCGCAGCCAGCAAGGUUGAAGAAGGUAUGAUGGAGUCCGCCGGCAGUAACAGUGAUGAGCGUACGCCCAUCUCACCAUUCUCGGAACCCGUCCCUGAGAUUCAACACUCGGUCUGCAACGGAGCGGCAGAAGGUGACAACUGCACCUGUGAACCUCCAGCUGAGUGCUCCAUAUGCCUGGAGCGGUGCGGCGGCGCGGAUAACAGGCUCACCCAGCUGCGCUGCAGGCAUGUCUUCCACUCGGCGUGCCUGGAGCGGUGGCUCCGGUCCCGCGGCGACUGCCCCUAUUGCCGGGCCACCUUGGCCCGCUCCUAACAGCAGGAUGCAAAAACUGAACGAGAAUGACCAUGAGUCCAACGGCGCAGAUUACAGAACCUCCCCUGUCCCCCCAUCUAAGCUUUAACUAUGUCGCUGCUUAGUGCUUACCCCUUGUACUGUUACUACUACAUUUUCCAUUAGCUGUUGAGGGCUUGCUCUAUGAGACCAAAACUAUUCAGCCCUGUGCGGCUCAGCAAUUACUGUAGAUUGCAGUGUCUUUUUCAUGUGUAUACCAUGUCCUGUAAAACGCAGUGUGUCAGAGUAACUGGAUGUUUGCAUCUGUCAUCUGCGCAUGGCAUGAGAGGAGCUGUUGGGUAUUGCAUCAUCCCACUCCAUGGAAGUUGUGUGUGCUCCAAUCUCACUGCAAGCUGGUGCUCAGUGCAACCGUUUCUGUUCUGUUUCUUUUGCACACCUGCAAGUGGAUCUCGAAUCUCGUUCUGUUCUUUGCAACUC
Molecule: messenger RNA, 1298 nt
Organism: Panicum virgatum (switchgrass)
Lineage: Eukaryota; Viridiplantae; Streptophyta; Magnoliopsida; Poales; Poaceae
Product: RING-H2 finger protein ATL8-like
Exons: 4
Coding region: 72-842 (256 amino acids)
Source: RefSeq, a predicted model, not a curated record